Ostrea edulis (European flat oyster) is the source of this 2055-nucleotide messenger RNA. Its product is annotated as hepatocyte nuclear factor 3-beta-like. The transcript has a single exon. The record is from RefSeq and is a predicted model, not a curated record. Gene Ontology annotation, molecular function: protein domain specific binding; transcription factor binding; RNA polymerase II cis-regulatory region sequence-specific DNA binding. Gene Ontology annotation, biological process: anatomical structure morphogenesis; cell differentiation; regulation of transcription by RNA polymerase II. The coding region runs from base 134 to 1399 and encodes 421 amino acids. Lineage: Eukaryota; Metazoa; Mollusca; Bivalvia; Ostreida; Ostreidae.
UACCCUGGGUCAAGAUAGUUUGUCGAUAAUUUUCAUUUAGACUUCAGAAGUGUUAUACCACGAAUUGGAUCACAGUUAAACAACUCUAGGUGUAUUUACACCCAAAAGUGAAAACAAAUUUUUCAGUUGGAUCAUGUAUGAAAAACAAGCCUCUCUUGGGACGGACUGUCCGCAGUCCGGGGAUUAUCUGUCCAUGUUAACAUCCAAAGGAGCGUAUGACACAACAUGUACCUCGGGAUACCCCAUGACAUCCAUACCCAGUAUGAAUUCUAUUGGGAGCAUGAGCAUGAGCAUGCAAUCAAUGGCCAUGACUAAUAACUACUCCCCACCCAGUAUGGGAGGAAUGGCCGGCACGAUGACCCCACCAGGGAUGACCAACCUUGGUAUGACCCCCGGGAUGGGAAUGCACCCCGGCAGCAUGCACGCAAGUAUGAAUUCAAUGAACUCUAUGUCUCCCAUGAAUGGAAUGAGUUCCAUGGGUGGCAUGCCGAUGAACGGGAUGGGAGCCCCCAUGAACCCUAUGAGAAUGGAUAGUUAUAAUCGCGCCCAGGCUAUCAAUCGGGCCCGGGAUAAAUCGUACCGGAGAAGCUACACUCACGCUAAACCACCGUAUUCUUAUAUUUCACUGAUCACGAUGGCUAUUCAACAAUCACCCAACAAAAUGUGUACCCUCAGUGAAAUCUAUCAAUUUAUUAUGGACUUGUUUCCUUUCUAUCGACAAAAUCAGCAAAGAUGGCAGAAUUCUAUUCGUCAUAGUUUAUCCUUUAAUGAUUGUUUUGUGAAAGUACCACGGACUCCGGACCGACCCGGUAAAGGCAGCUACUGGACACUACAUCCAGACUCAGGGAACAUGUUUGAAAAUGGGUGUUACCUUCGACGACAAAAGCGCUUCAAAUGUUUGAAGAAAGAAAUGAUCCGACAGUCCCUGACAAAGAGCGAGGAUGGAUCAGUGAUAGAAAAUCCCCACUCUCCGCAUAGUGAUCAAAGCGUAUCCUCACCACCCCACAGCCCCGAGGAAAUAUCCAACCCCCAGGAACAACCAGACCGGAAGCCGGAAAUCCCCAUCGCUGCACAUAACACCACUUCUCCUCCGUCCCAGCACCAGGAGAUGCCCCCAUCAAUGAGGCACCACCCACAACAUGACCCCUUAUCCCAGGCCUAUAACAAUGGACAAUACAACCCCCACUCAUUUCAUCAUCCGUUCUCUAUAACCAGUUUAAUAACAGACAAUGCGAAAAUGGACAUGAAAAAUAUGUACGAGAUGCCCAACGUGUAUGGCGGUUACAACAAUCCCAUGGCUUUGCCACCGAUGGCAAAGACGGAAGCUCCUUCCCCCAUGCCUAUAUCGGACAAUGGUUAUUACAAAACCUAUGCGCCGCACUCAACGGCUAGCCUCUAGGUACAAAACUCAACUUUACCCUUAAAGCUGUAUACCAAAGAUAUAUUGUCUCAGAAAGCUGUGGUUUGAAAAAUAGUGCGAUGGGAUUUUUCAAUAUUGUGUGAAUGUGAUUGACAAAAUAAGAUUUUUGUGUUUUUUAAAAAAGAAUCGUGUACGUGAAAAUAGGAUACUUGUAGAUUUUGUGUUACCCCGCGGCCUGAGGAUCAAAUUGCUGUAUUCCAAUUAAGAAAGCACUCUAAAAAAAGGUUGUACCGCACCGAUUCUCGUCAUGACAAUCUGUUAUGUGUUCAGAAGAAAAUUAGACACGUUUGUGUGUGUGUAAAUAUUUAUAUAUACAUAUAAUUCUAUCUUUUAGAAAAAAAAUAAUUUAUUUUUCUAUCAAAAUAUUCUUACAGGAGCCUGAAAUAUCUAACAAGUCUUAUUGCUGAUGCUGAACGUGAAAUUAACGUCUAGGUAGAUGAAAUGAUAUUUAUAUGUUAGCGCCCGAGUGUGAAAUUUUCCCGGAGAUGUGAAUGGUUGUAGUAUCAUCUUAGACUCAUGUCCUUUACAGCUCAAAAAAUGAUAUUUAUUUUUUUUUUUUCUCUUAAUCUAAGUCAUUUUUGUUAUAUUUCUGUAGACAUGAACAAAAUCAGAAUAUAUAUAACUAUUAAAAUCAA